GUGUGUGCCUAACGCGUUUGAAAAGAUCCCAACCGAAAAACAAAACCCUCGUCAAUUUCUGCGACUCCACUCGCUUCUAUCACCCCUGUAUCUGUAUCUGUAUGUAUAUAUUCACAUAUAUUCAAAUGGAGAAACAUUCAAACACACACAAACUCUCCUUUUUUCCCAACUUUCUUUCAAAAACUCACAAAAUUCUCCAUCAUACCCACCAAUCUCAUCUUCUUUCACAUAAAUUCACAAACUUUAGGUUCUGGGUCAAGUUCCUUUUGCUCAAUUUCCUGUUUUUGCUUAGUUUUUGCGUGUUUUUUGUAUAGUUUUUGUGGGUUGUGUUAUUUGCACACCAGGUGUUUGUGUAAAUGCCUGAAAGAACUAUUUGUUGUAAUUAGUCUUUAUUCUUGAAUAUUUCUUUGUGGGAUACAUGGGAAAUGUAUGUGUAGGAUCAUGCGACUCGAAAGAUGGAUUCUUUCAAUCUAUGUCGUAUCGAUACUGGUGGUCUCGGUCACCCGAUUUGAUCUGUUACAAGAAUAAAGAGUUUAACAAGGAUCAUAAAUCACCCACCCCUGUUCAAAACACACCUCCACGGUUGGUGAUCAUAGCGAAAAACGACACUAAACCGUCGUCUCAGACUGUAGUCGAUAAUCAAGAAGCGUACCAAGAUGUUGUUAAACAGUCUGAAAGCAUUGUGGUUGUGAAACAAGAGAGUAAAUUGUCGCAGCAUGUUAAAAAGCCGUAUAACGUGAAGAGAAUGUUAAGUGCAGGGUUACAAGCUGACUCCGUGUUGAAAACCAAAACCGGACAUUUAAAAGAGUACUACAACUUGGGACCGAAACUGGGUCAUGGUCAAUUCGGUACAACUUUUCUUUGCAUUGAGAAAACUACAGGAAAACGCUUCGCGUGCAAAUCAAUCGCUAAGCGGAAAUUACUCACCGAAGAAGAUGUAGAAGAUGUGAGACGGGAAAUUGAGAUCAUGCAUCAUUUAUCUGGACACCCUAAUGUGGUGUCGAUUCAAGGAGCGUAUGAAGAUUCGGUUGCGGUUCAUUUGGUUAUGGAACUAUGUGGUGGAGGUGAACUGUUUGAUAGAAUUACCCAAAAGGGUCAUUAUUCGGAACGAAAAGCGGCUGAUCUUAUUAGAACGAUUGUUGGUGUGAUUGAAGCGUGUCAUUCUUUAGGUGUUAUGCAUCGAGAUCUUAAACCGGAGAAUUUUCUUUUCGUAGAUGAAGAUGAAGAUUCGCCGCUUAAGACUAUAGAUUUUGGGCUAUCGGUUUUCUUUAAACCAGGGGAAAGGUUUACUGAUGUGGUUGGAAGUCCUUACUAUGUUGCGCCGGAAGUUUUGCUAAAAAAUUAUAGCUUAGAAGCGGAUAUAUGGAGUGCGGGUGUUAUUCUGUACAUUCUUCUUUGUGGGGUGCCUCCAUUUUGGGGAGAAUCGGAAAAUGAAAUAUUUGAAGAGGUUUUGAGGGGUAAACUUGACUUUUCCUCUGAUCCAUGGCCUAGUAUUUCUGAAAGUGCUAAAGAUUUAGUUAGGAAAAUGCUUAUUCGAGACCCUAGAAAGCGGAUCACGGCUCAUGGAGUUCUUUGCCACCCUUGGAUCAGUGAAGACGGUGUUGCUCCAGACAAGCCUCUCGAUUCCGCAGUCUUGAGUCGGUUAACUCAAUUUUCCGCCAUGAACAAGCUCAAGAAAAUGGCUCUUAGGGUUAUCGCAUCAAAACUCUCAGAAGAAGAAAUUGCGGGAUUGAAACAAAUGUUCAAGGCUAUAGAUACAGACAACAGCGGUUAUAUUACGUUUGAAGAACUGAAGGCUGGACUCAAGCGUUUUGGUUCGAAUCUUAAUGAGUCUGAGAUUUAUAAUCUAAUGCAGUCUGCGGAUAUUGAUAGUAACGGUACCAUUGACUAUGAAGAAUUUGUAGCUGCAACUUUACACAUUAACAAAGUCGAUAAGGAAGAUUAUUUGUUUACGGCUUUUUCAUAUUUCGAUAAAGAUGAUAGCGGUUAUAUCACGCUUGAUGAACUCCAACAAGCCUGCAAAGAAUUUGGAGUAGAUGAUGUUCAUUUGGAAGAAAUUAUAAAAGAAGCUGACCAGAAUAAUGAUGGUUGUAUAGAUUAUAAUGAGUUUGUAGCAAUGAUGCAUAAUGGAAGUACCCCAAAGAAACAAGUGAAGGACGGUUUUAGCGUCGCGUUAAGGGAGUCGGUGCCGAUUUGCUGAUAUGAUUCGUUUCCAUUCUUUUUUUUCGAUCUAAUCGUAUAAGAUUGUGUUCUUAACAGGUAGAUGUUAGAUUUUGGUUGACGUAUAUCUCUUCUUUUUUUACUGUGUUAAUGGCAAAACCGAAUGACCAAACUAAUCCUUGGCAUUGAAUAUACUUGUUACUGGAUAGUUGAUAAAAAAGUUCAACUUUGUCGGCGAU
Messenger RNA from Helianthus annuus (common sunflower), 2399 nucleotides. Its product is annotated as calcium-dependent protein kinase 26. Gene Ontology annotation, molecular function: ATP binding; calcium-dependent protein serine/threonine kinase activity; calcium/calmodulin-dependent protein kinase activity. Bases 419 to 2200 code for a protein of 593 amino acids. The record is from RefSeq and is a predicted model, not a curated record. Gene Ontology annotation, cellular component: cytoplasm; nucleus. The transcript has 7 exons. Gene Ontology annotation, biological process: intracellular signal transduction; protein autophosphorylation; peptidyl-serine phosphorylation. Lineage: Eukaryota; Viridiplantae; Streptophyta; Magnoliopsida; Asterales; Asteraceae.